Messenger RNA from Macrosiphum euphorbiae (potato aphid), 405 nucleotides. NCBI's taxonomy places the organism in Eukaryota, Metazoa, Arthropoda, Insecta, Hemiptera, Aphididae. The record is from the annotation of a GenBank genome assembly.
AUGAAUAGACUUCUUGAUAUACUAAAUAUUCUAGUAAGCAAAUCAACACAAUUCAGCUUUACACAAGAAUCAAUCUCUGAACUUGAUUCGGAUCACAAUCCAGUCAAAAUACAUUUAAAUUCUGUAUUGCAAUUUCACAGCUCAAAUAACUCAUCGUUCAAAGGUAAACCAAACUGGUGCACUUAUUUGGACUACUUAAAUAAAAAAUUAAAUAUUCCUAAAAAUAUAAAUACUGUCUUAGCAGCAGACAAAAUGGCCGAACACUUCACUGAAGUCAUUACUAACGCUGCACGAUUGUGCUCGGACACCUCAACCCACAAUCAAAUUCAAAAUAAUCACUGUGCCUUACCACUGUUCAUAUUGAAACUAAUCCAACAAAAACACUACGCCAGACUCUCUUUCUGA